Molecule: messenger RNA, 1177 nt
Organism: Bombyx mori (domestic silkworm)
Lineage: Eukaryota; Metazoa; Arthropoda; Insecta; Lepidoptera; Bombycidae
Product: fatty acid-binding protein
Exons: 4
Coding region: 390-875 (161 amino acids)
Biological process (GO): fatty acid transport
Cellular component (GO): cytosol; nucleus
Molecular function (GO): fatty acid binding
Source: RefSeq, a predicted model, not a curated record
GUAGAACGUCUUGUGAGUUCGCACAGGUACCACCACCCUGCUUAUUCCUGCCGCGAAGUAAUGCGUUUCGGUUUGAAGGGCGGGGUAGCCAAUGUACUGUAAAAACUGAGACCUUAGAACUCAUGUCUAGAGGUGGAUGGCGGCAUUUACGUUGUAGAUCUCUAUGGGCUCAAGUAACCACUUUAACACCAGGUGGGUCGUGAAUUCGUCCACCCAUCUAACCAAUAAAAAAAUAGAAAUAUAUUUAUAUUUAUUUUCUAUAUUAUUAUUACCGAAUCUAAAACGAUACAUAUUAAAACGGAACGUGUCUAAUUAUUUACAAGUCUAUCACGCGUGAGCGAGCAGUUACGCAUUAAAAAAAUCAAGACCCACAAAACCCAGCGUAGUGAAUGUUUCAAGUGUAUGUUGUAUUUAUUGAGUGUUUGCGCUCCGUGAAAGGUGGUCUUGUGUGCGGUUCAAAAAUGGAAGACUUUAUUGGUGUUAAAUAUAAAUUGAAAUCCUCGGACAAUUUCGACGAUUAUCUCAAGUUUAUCGAAGUCGGUCUACUGAGCCGUAAAACAGCCAAUGCAGUCUCACCGGUUUGCGUGUUGACCCGCGACAAUGACGGCGUCUACACCCUGACCAUGACAACAACCUUCAGAACUGUAAAAAUGUCUUUUAAACUCGGCGAGGAGUUCAUAGAAGAACGACCGGACGGUGCCAAGGUGAAAUCUCUUUUGACGAUCGAAGGAAAUAAACUAAUACAAACUCAAACAGAGAAUAACGGAAGAAAGUCCACUCAUGUACGUGAAUUCACGAAGGAUAAACUAACUGUGACGACAACAGCUGAAGGCUGGGACGGACGCUGCAUACGAGUUUACGAAGUGCUCCCUUAAAAACAAUUAUUUUAUUGCCUUGCAGGUAGAUGAACAUGCGCCCCACCUGAUGGUAAGUAGUCACCGUCGCUCAUGGACGUCGGCAAUGCCAGGGCGCACAGCCAAUGCUUAGGACUCUUGCAAGCCUCGUUCGAAAGAGCCCUACUAUCAUUAUCAUAUCAAAUAAAGAUAUUUGUACAUAUUUUUCUCUAAAUACUUAGAUUGUGUAAGAUCAAUUAAAAAUUGUUACAUAAAUUCCUUGUAAUGACAUGUAAUUCUUAUUGAGAAAUAAAAAAAAAAACAUACGUUGAAUAUAUAAAAAA